Molecule: messenger RNA, 439 nt
Organism: Cladocopium goreaui
Lineage: Eukaryota; Dinophyceae; Suessiales; Symbiodiniaceae
Source: the annotation of a GenBank genome assembly
GCUUCAUGUGAAUCCCCUGCAGUCAUCUGCAGCCACCCUUUGCCCAUGGCGUGCUCCGUCAGAGAUGACGUCGUCCACGUGGGUCACAUGGGCCUCAGGCUUCAGCGUGUCCCGCACGUCAAACGUGGGGCACUGGGUGACCUCAGGCGAUGUUCUCAGAGACUUCUUCCAGAACAGCACUACCAUCAUUUGUCUUUUCCUCUUCAUCGUGUCCUACUGCUGGCUGCUCCUGGAGUCGAUCAUUUGGGAUGAUCGGGUGCUGGCUGGAGGCAUUUUGCUCGUCUUGGGUCUCAGCAUCUUCAACCUGGGCGUCCGCAGUGGGCUGCUGCUGGGCGAGGAGCUGGGCCUGACCUUGCUCCAGAAGGGCUCCAAGGUCAGCCCCCGCGGGGCCUGGGGAACGGAGAAAACGGGCGAUGUUCACCGGAAAUUAGGGAUUUAA